AUGUUAUCUCCUUCGGUUGACGGUACUACGAAUAAGACUGAUAACAAUCUUACUACAGAUCCUGAUAUCCCAAAGGGACCAACUGAGAGCCAUGUGCUGUCUCGGGUUGAACAGGACGAGAAAGGCUUCUCACAAAAAGCUGGCCAAACAGCAGAAAUUACCAAUAUCGGAUGGGGUGAAUCUCCCGAUGCCAUCGCUCAGCCUUUAGUGGGCGGACUAUCAAAUGAGGAUUUGUGGAUGCUUAUUCGACGAUUUGACAAGCAAGUCUAUCGAGUCAAAGCAGUCCCAGAUGCUCCCGUGCAGAAACUAGAUCUCACGCGAAAAGACGACGAUGAAUUCUCGCCGGAUAAACUGAGGGCUACACUUGAACGUUGCUACACAACCGUUAUUGUCGGCUUAACCGAUUGUAUCAAACAUAUUGCUCGACUACGGUCUUGGAAAGAGCCGCGACGAACCGCUGCCUUUUGCACGGUUUACGCCUUAUCAUGGCUUCUCGAUCUACUUGUUCCAACUACCCUGGGCACCCUACUUACCCUAGUGGUCUACCCCCCAUGUCGAUCAGUCAUGUUCCCUCCCGCUCCAAUUCCUCUUGUCAGCAAAGAUACGGGCGAUAUACAAAAGCCAAAGGCGGGAAUCCUCGGAUCUGAUGAUAGUAUUACUGGGGCCCCCGAGAAAUUAAAAGGCGAGGCAGCUGAACAAGAGGCCAGUAACCUUGUCGCAAGCGUUGCCUGUGUGGCCGUAGGAGGCGCAGUCGGAAAGCAUGAUCAAGGGGUCCCUGAUGAUACGCCCUUCGAAGACGAUGUACCAGACGCGACGGAUAUGGUUUCUAAUACUGCCGAUGUGCAAAGCGCUGCCCAUGGAAAGGUGCCGAAAGACUCCCGUGAUCAAACACGACCACCUAUGAAGGAGAGCGUGAUGGACGCUGCGAAUAUUUCUAUGCAAGUGGUAGGCGACAUUGCAGAUACCUAUGAGAAGCUGGGAAAUGCUCUGUCUGCAACGACCCCGUUUCCUCAACUGAGUCCUCGUCUGCGACUAGUGGCUGUGUUGGGCCCGGCAUUCCUGGCCUCAAUAUUGACAUCUUGCUAUGUUUUCAUGAAGCUCAGUACACUUUUAAUCGGGCUCGCCUUCUUUGGAGACCCUGUCAUCAGACGAGGGAUUGUAUAUCUGAAUCGCCGCCUUCCAAAUUGGCGGGAGCUUGUUCAGCUGCAAAACUCCCUUCUGAAAGGUAUCCCAACAAAUGCUCAGCUCGCCGUUACUCUUCUCCGCAUCGGCGAGGCUAAUGGGUCACCACUUCCACCCCCUCCAACUUCAGAAGACCGAGUGCCCUCGCGGCCAGCGUCUUUGAACCAGGAGGAACCGACUCCAGAUGCCACUGACGAGGAAAGUAAACAAGCUGCACAGGUCAAUCCCGACGAGCAUGCCCAGGAGGUCCAAGAUCUGCCAGAAAAGAGCCACAAAAAGACAUUGGGGUCUAGAAUACUGGGCUUCUUUCGAGGAACUACAGCUAGUGGCGUUGAGAGCAAAAGAGGGAUUGAUCGCUUGCGAGCAGCAACCGGUUGCCACCAUGCCAAGAAUCGUGUCGGUGUCCUACGUGCUAGAGGGAAAAGGAUAGCACCAAGUGGGCCUGUGACAUUUGACGCUCGAUGCAAAGGUAAGCGCGGCACUGUGAUUAUCGACUCAACCAAGGAGCCUCCACUGCUAUAUUUCACGACCGAUACACCGCAGGAAGGAGACGCACAGUUAGAGAAUCGCAAGAGUGGAUCUGUUCUAUUCAGCAUGCCGGUGACUGAUAUCCAGGAAAUGCGAAAGUUAGGUGGCAUGGGAUGGAAGGGGAAAAUGGUUGUUGGUUGGGCUCUUGGUGGUAAGGAGGUGGUUGAUGGUUUGCUCAUCACUGGCAAAGAGCCAGGGCAGUCAUAUCAACUCACUGCUAUGGGGACGAGGAACCAAUUGUUCAAUCGACUUAUUGCCAUAGACGGACAGGUUUGGGCGAGCUGUUGA
Messenger RNA from Penicillium verrucosum, 1998 nucleotides. RefSeq names its product DUF3292 domain-containing protein. The coding region runs from base 1 to 1998 and encodes 665 amino acids. Lineage: Eukaryota; Fungi; Ascomycota; Eurotiomycetes; Eurotiales; Aspergillaceae. The record is from RefSeq and is a predicted model, not a curated record. The transcript has 5 exons.